AUGUCACGUGGUAGACCCGGUGCCCCACAGUCGAUCGUCAAUCCAAAUGAAUUAUUAUCACAAGAAGAUAUUCUGCAAGAAGAUUGGUGCUUAUUGGAGCUCGGCAACCAUCUUCGGGAGCCUAUAACCGUGCUGCAUUGGUUAGCACAACGACGACUCAUUCGAAACAGUCUACAUUGCAACCAAUGCAACCAGCCAUUUGGGCUGAAUGCCUAUCAAGAUGCAACAGAUGGUUAUCGCUGGUAUUGCAAAUCAUGUAAACUUCGUCGAAGCGUCAGAGACGAUUCAUUCUUUGCUCACAGCAGGUUACCGCUAAAGCAACUGAUCUGUUAUGCCUAUUGCUGGAGUCGCAACAUGGCGCAGAACGACAUCCUACAUGAAGCACGUAUGAACAAUGCUAGUAAAACACUUGCUGCUUGGGGCGUUCACUGUCGUGAUAUCUGUGAAAUGGGAAUUGAAGAAAAUCCCUCAAUGAUCAACAAUUUGAACAAAGAUGGCACGCCUGUGUUUUCAGCAUUUAUUUGCUGUGUAGUCCACCAUUACCGGUUGUAA
Molecule: messenger RNA, 552 nt
Organism: Acanthosepion pharaonis
Lineage: Eukaryota; Metazoa; Mollusca; Cephalopoda; Sepiida; Sepiidae
Source: the annotation of a GenBank genome assembly